Molecule: messenger RNA, 4300 nt
Organism: Neoarius graeffei (lesser salmon catfish)
Lineage: Eukaryota; Metazoa; Chordata; Actinopteri; Siluriformes; Ariidae
Product: TSC22 domain family protein 1-like
Exons: 3
Coding region: 905-3442 (845 amino acids)
Biological process (GO): regulation of transcription by RNA polymerase II
Source: RefSeq, a predicted model, not a curated record
CUUCUGGUUAUGUAGAGACACAACUGAAGCGUAAGUUAAAGAGAAAACAAAAGGGGGGAAAAUGUGUCACAAGCCUGGAUUUUUAUCUUGGCCUUAUAUUUGUGAUGUUUUCAUUUUGGUCAUCAUUAAAUAUAUCCAGCUCGCCAAGUAACCAGCUCAGCAGUGAGCCCGUGUCCACUGUGCCUGGUCUCCUCCCAUUUCUGUCGUCGAAAGAGGAAUUGUUAGCGUGCUAGCUCUCUGCAUUCAACUAUGCCAAUGGGCGGCUGAAGAUCAUAGGAAAGAGGAUGAUACAGCAACCCUUCAAUUGAAACAGUUGCGAAAUGGAUUUACCAAGCUGACAACCAAGAGGAUUAAAACCAGAACAAGGAUUUUAUUGCAGAAGAUGCCAGAGUUGCGUUUUCUUUAUUAAACAAGAAAGCAGACUAAUAUGCACUCCAGUUCAACAACGUUUGUCCUAGUGUGAUGGAGGUGAUGUCAUACAACAGUUUGUAUGAAAUUUAGCUUACUACUAUCGUUGUAUGAUAACGGAUAACGGAUGUUAGUCUCAAAAUAGAACGUGGGACAUAGAAAAAUGUGUUUAGAUAACGUAUGCGUUGAAUUGUGCCUAAAACGCACAUAGACUGCUGCAUAUAUUUCAGACAUGUCAGUUGACCUGGGAAUGUAUUUUAGCAUUGCAGCUAGCUUGUAGGUAGCUACCUGCCUAGUUAGCUUUGGAGUAUUUUUGUUAAACUUUGUACACACAACCGGUUCGAUUUAAUUGUCGCUGAUUGUUGCUAUGCGUGACUAUUAAAACGGGACUGUACUGUCAGUCUUUAAACCGAAGCUUGUGCGUUAACCGACAUUUUUUCCCUAAAGCACAGUUAUAUUUGCCUCUCUUUACUUUGUGAAGAGACAGUUUCAUGAAAUGCAUCACUCUGAAGCAACCGGGGAUUCCCCCGGGACCAGAAAGAUGGCGCAUGCAUCUGUUUUCACCAGUCGUACGGGCAGUAACAUGGGAAGUGGUGGAACGUCUGCCUCGUUGAACGCCGUCAACAUGAGCUGUAAUUCCAUCCUGAAUGAUGACCACCAGUCAUCACUAUUAAUCCACCAUACACCCUCCACUGGAUCAUCCUCACCAAGCCCUCAUCAUCAUGCUUCCACCAACUUGAACAUAUACACACAGUCUCAAUCUCACCAAAGCACUGGGGCCCAAGUUAAAAAAAAGAGUGGCUUCCAGAUUACAAGUGUCUUGCCGGCACAGAUAAGUGCGAGCACUAACAACAGUAUAGCAGAUGAUACAGAAAGCUACGAUGAUCUGGAUGAGUCACAUACUGAGGAUCUGUCCUCUUCUGACAUUCUUGAUGUGUCUGUGUCACGGGCCACUGACCACGGGAUUCCUGAGAGAAGUUCUUCAGAAGAAACACUAAAUAGUCUUCACGGAGGAGAGACUCCUGGAGUUGUAUCACCUAAUGAAGCAGUGAAUCCUCAUCUGCAGUCUAUUCAGCCAGGAUAUAUGGUGAAUGGGACUGUUCAUCACCAUAACCACCAUGCUUCUGGACAUUAUAAGGACCAGGGUAUGUCCUCAAUGGCUACACCACAACAACCAUUUCAAGGCAUACCUGUGUGCUCUGCAUUAGUACACAGCAGUGCUCAAUCUGCAGAUACCACUGUACAAUCUGUUGCUGUUGUCCAGAGUAGAACCCAAAGAUCAGCUUCAGUUCAAGCUGCUGCUGUUGAUGUUAGUGCUAGUGGAAAAGUGAACCAGGCCUUAUUUUCAGCAUCAGGCUCUGCAAGUGGUGCCAGUGGAUCAGAGACGUCCGGAGGUAUGACUGGGUCAAAUGCUGUUGGAGGAAGCCUCGUUGGUGCAACAGUGCCUCCAGGAAACAGUACAAUAGGAAUUGCAGUCACAGCUGUGCAGCCUCCUCCAGCAUCAAGUACCACUCAAAUUCAGGCUUCCACAGCCAUAGCGUCCCGUUUCAGAGUGGUGAAGCUGGACUCCAGCUCUGAGUCCUUCCGAAAGGGACGAUGGAUGUGCAUGGAGUAUUAUGAGAAAGAAGCUCUUGCUGCAGCUCCAUUUACAGAUGCAGCACUGACCUGUCGACUUCUGGAGAGCUUCAUACAUUCAGAGAGUGAAAGCACAAGUGGUGGUACAGGAGAUCAAGGAAUGCAGCCUACCCAGCAGACAUUUAUACAACCUGCUGUUCCUGUUGUUCACUCAAGUCUGUCCCAAACCACUUCCCAACUUCACACGCCUUCCCAAGAUGCUGGAAUGCAUACGCUUGGUUCACCACCUGUAGCCCCCCCUAACAACACACAAGUUGUUUCAGUCCCAAGUCUAUUAGGAACUGAGGGUCAACCUCCCCCUCUCAGGGCCCAACAGCAAAUCCCCUACAUUGUAGAAGGCCACACGGGCCAGUUGCAGAGUGGCUACCCUGUAAAUCAACAGCCUUCUAUGCUCAUGAACCAGGGUUUGCAGUCAGUAGAUUAUGCCCAGAUUUCACAGGGCAUCCAAGCCCCAGCUCAGUCUCAUCCAAUGCUGCCAGUUCAGAGUAGUUCAGCACCUACCCCAGUGCCUAGCCUUCCAGUUGGUACACCCACAUUGUCUGUCCCACAGCCUGUAUCUCCAAGGCCCCAAGUUCCAGUUCCACAGAUGGUGUUGGCCCAAGGAAGCACAAUAAAUCAGGUCCAGCAACAUCAACCACAAAUGCCCCCAGAGCAGCAACAGCAGGCCACUGCUAAUCAGCCACCCCAGCCAAUGUCCUCAACUACAAGUCAGACACCACCUAGUAUACCUUCCUCUCUGAGCAAUAUUCAACCAGGCAUUCCUCCAUCUCUCCCACACGGAGGUCCUGUUGGAGGCCACUCUGGUGGACUAAGUCUGACCUUGCAUCACCAGGGAGGCCAGUCCUCCCAGCCUCCCCUAACAAGAGGCCCUUAUAGUGGUGUAACACCUUUGACUGCCUCCCAGCUUGAAGAUGCUGGGCGUCUACUUCUCCAACACCAGUCCCUGCUUUCUCUUCCCCGGCUGGCAACAGGCGUCGUGUCGGGGCUUACUGGACAGUAUGGCUCUGAAGCAAGUGCCAGUUUUGGACAGGAGGGCAGUGCUAGUGGAGAUGCCGGCGCUUUAGCCACAUCUGCAGGCACAGAUGAGGACAGCUCUUCAGGUGCCGGUAUUGUGGCCAUAGACAACAAGAUUGAGCAAGCAAUGGACUUGGUGAAAAGCCACCUGAUGUAUGCAGUACGUGAAGAAGUGGAGGUACUGAAAGAACAAAUAAAAGAGCUGAUUGAGAGAAAUUCCCAGCUGGAGCAAGAAAACAACCUGCUAAAGAACUUGGCCAGUCCUGAGCAGCUAGUUCAGUUCCAGGCUCAGGUGCAGAGCACCUCCCCAACAUUGGGUACUCAAUCAGGAACUCUGGGAGCUCCACCAACCUCACAGAUCCAGAGUUUGGGUCCUCCACUGUAACUACCUCCUGAUAGAGUAAUGGAGGGCUACAGACCUACAGUCUCACCAAAAUAUAACGGAAGAAAAACAAUACUGUGAAUACUGUCAAGAAUGACGGCAAUAUAGCUUAACAUGCCACAGUCGCUGAGCCUAGAGGAUAUGCUUCUAAACUUUUUUGUUGUUUGCACAUGGUAAACUGUCAUAUGAUGUCUAUGUGCUGCUUGCUAAGAGCCAACCCCUCGAGAGCUUUACAUGCUUCAGACAAUCAAGACUGAGACAAAUGACAUGAAGUGGAAUGUAACAAAAGUCAGUCAUAGGGAAGGAGGAUAAAUAUCUUUUGGGAUUUGGGUCUAAUCAAUCGCACCUUUGCAUGCUCUAGAGUCUAUUUUGUAUUGUUCAUAUCAGCAGUGAGUCAGAAUCGUGCUGUUAUUGAUGUAUAAUCCCUCUUUUGUGACCAAUGAUUUUCUUUUUGUCUUAUUUGUGUUUAUCAUUUUUAAAUGAAAAAGAGAAGCACUUUCCAGUGAUUUAAAAUGAAGAAACAGGGAAAAAAGGACCAUUUCAUCCCAAAUAUAAAUCUGGAAUGGAAACUUAUUGUGAGGCUUUGAUGAUUGAUCAUUUUUUGCAGUAUUUUUAACAGCAAAUUUAUUUACAUUUGGGUAGUUUUCAGGCUUUAAAUUGAAUAGUGUUCAGACUUCAAUCUUAUCAUUUCUACCCUUUUAAGCUUGUGACUCAUAUGUCCUUAAGCAGGGGUUACAAAGUGUUUCAGUAGUGGGACAUGGGUGUUUGCCUGCUGCAAACCUAGGGGUAGAUGUCCACUAAGGGUUACUGGACAUUUUUGAAUGAAUUUUGUUUCUAAAAUAAAUGUUUGUGUAUGUGAAA